This is a messenger RNA of Sodiomyces alkalinus F11, 1224 nucleotides long. RefSeq lists its product as hypothetical. Gene Ontology annotation, biological process: regulation of intracellular signal transduction; cellular response to L-arginine. The coding region runs from base 1 to 1224 and encodes 407 amino acids. The transcript has 2 exons. Lineage: Eukaryota; Fungi; Ascomycota; Sordariomycetes; Glomerellales; Plectosphaerellaceae. The record is from RefSeq and is a predicted model, not a curated record. Gene Ontology annotation, cellular component: cytosol.
AUGGCCGCGAUAUCCUCGGCUAUGAACGUUCAGAUUACCUUUCUCCCCGGUACCUACUCUCUCAUUCACUUCCCCCCCGAAUUGUACGCCAAUUUUCUCCAACCCGUCCUCGGUGUCCUCCUCCCUCAGACGCAGACGGUCAACUCAAGCCGGCGAUGGCCUGACCACGACCUCGAGGGCCUCACGAGCGACCAUCAACACACCUUCCUCAACGUCUCGGUCACGCCUCUCGAGUGCUCGGUCGUCUGCCACACCUCCUUUGCCCGUUCCGUCUUCGAGCCCGCCAUCGCCGCCAUCCCCCGAGAUGCUCGGAAAUCUGCUUUUAUCUCCCAGGAGCCCUACCUUGUCCUCUCUGUCAUUAGCGGUGACGUCGACAUUGUGAGCCGCAUCCUUGAGUUGACGUGCCCCCUGGCCCUGGCCGGCAUCCCCAUCUUCUUCAUCUCCACCUAUUACUCCGACUUUAUCCUGGUGCCGGCCAAGGACCGUGAGUCGGUGGUCAAGGCACUUACCGAGCGCGGUUUCGUUCUCCACCGGUACGAGAAGGACAGCUUCGUGGCCAACCGCCACGGCUACACCACUCCGACCAUUGCGGCGGUUGCCGCGCCUUCCCCGGCCACCAUCGCCGAGCUGUUCGGCCGCACGUUCGCCCAGCUUAAGAAGCGGUGCGUCGAGCCCAUCGUCGAAGAUGGCCUGCGUCUGGUCCAGCUGAGCGCGCGUGACGCCCAUUUGCGGGGCACGGGCAUCGGCGAAUGUUACAUCGACGGCCCUUCGCGGCGCUUCUCGCAGUCCGGUUACGGCAUGAGUGGUGGUGCCAACGGCCGUAACCCGCCCCAGCCUUUGUGGAUUGACGCGAUCGACGCGCGGCUCUACGCGACCCUCGUGUCUGCCCUCGUCGCCCGGCCGCGCUUCUUCUCGCUCACGCUGGCCAUCGAAGACCCGCCGUCCCUGCUGCUGGACCGCAAUCUGCUCCCGCUGUUUGGCGAUAUUCUCAUUGGCGACCGGAGCAACGAGCUCGUGCCCAUCUCUCUCGACCUAGCCAAGCUGCCCUUCGAAGCGACCGGCAUAGUGUGCGGCGUCGCUGGUAAGAUCGUCCAGGAGAUGACCAUGUCACGGCCGGGUAUGUCGUAUCUGUCGACGGCUUGUGCCGGCACCGUCAUCCUCUCGCCCGAGCAGGCGGCUCAGGCACUCGAGGUUCUGCGACCCCUGAUGGCCGAGGAGGAGUAG